GAAGCCCAGGCUGGCGAGGUCGUCUUCGGUGAUGUCGAGGACGGUCUCCCAAUCGUGGAAACCGUGAUCGGUGAGGGCGUCGAAGUAAGAGGCGAGACCCAGACGCUCCAGGACUUGGCUCAGAUCGGGCGAAGAGGCCAUGUCGAUCGACGCCAGCGAAGGGAGCGGGGUGACGCAACGGAGACGUAAGGGAUCCUACUGAGGAUGGGAAAGGGUCGGGGGCUGGAUGCAUAUUUGAGCGUGGGAGCAACAGAGGGAGAAAAGCGCGGUAGAUGGGCGCCAUGGGGAAAAGUCGCCUGGAAGAGCAACAUGGCAAAGUGUGUGAAGGCUGAACUCGAUCGGGCAUGCGAAGGGGCGCCAGAGUGGUCUGAUGUGGGCUGGGUUUGAUGAAAAGGAUCGAGGUCUGGACCUUCCGCUGGAGGAGAUGAAGCUUUUUGGCGGAAAGCUUGGUAUUGGGGCUAGACCCUCUAGAACCGCUAGCCAGGGGAGGGAGCAAGGCCGGCACCUUCCGACCUCAGCAGUUUCCCGAUCUGGGGCGGUUGUGGCUAGUAGGGCGACUGACGGCGGAUAUGCUAUGGAGCGCUGGGGAGUAUAUCGAAAACACGGUGCCAUUGUGUCACGAGUUAACUGUCUCCUGCAAACCCCGAUUCUCGAGAUGCCGAUGCUACACCUCAUUCUCGAUCCGCAGCCGGCGACGGCUAGCCUACCCUUGGAAGUACGGGAGCGGAGCGCGGGGCCACGGUGGGCACGAGGGGCAGGUAUAUUCCAACGCGGGUUCACGAUGCUCCGCAGGCCUACUACUCUACGGAGUACUACACGAGAAACCGCUCUGGUGCUGCAGUAACCCUCCCCCGACCUUAGGCUGUUUCGUCCCGUUGUAAUCCGAAUGCACCAUAGGUUGUGUCAUAUACAGUAACAAGUUUACAUACCACGAUCCGUAGUAAUA
Westerdykella ornata is the source of this 946-nucleotide messenger RNA. RefSeq lists its product as uncharacterized. Lineage: Eukaryota; Fungi; Ascomycota; Dothideomycetes; Pleosporales; Sporormiaceae. The record is from RefSeq and is a predicted model, not a curated record. The transcript is spliced from 2 exons. The coding region runs from base 371 to 844 and encodes 157 amino acids.